CAAAAAAAAAAAAAAAAAAAGAACAAGAACAAGAACAAGAACAAGAUAAAACAUGAGCUCAUCACAAUCGGCUAAGGAACAACAACAAGCCGUUAAGGCAACCAUCAAAGCUAUCGAACAAGACUACAAGUCCAAGGUCCAUGAGGCCGAGAAGAAAUGCUCUACCCUCCGCAAGGAAGCUGAAAAGGUUGCAGAGCACGAGAAGGCCAAGAUCAAGGAUAAGAAGGACAAGGUUGAUCGUGAAGCCAAGGACGAACUCCAACAGAUCAAGCACGAGGCUGCAGAGGUCCAUAUCAAACUCGUCAUGGAUCUCGUCAAGAAUGUCAUCCUCGAUAUCCAGUCUCGGAACCUCGAACUUCAAGGCCACUAUUACCAGUCGCCGAACCACACCAUGGGGGGUAGCGGCAAUGGUGGGGAUACCAUUAACCGAAGCAAUUCCUCCUCGUCUGCACCAUCCACCACAUCUACAGCCUCAUCUUCGGUUGCGAAGGAGGACGCGGAGAUUAAAGAAUGGGUCGAAUAUACAGCCGAACGACUCGAGACCCACAUGUCGAAGAGUCAAGCGCGACAGCGGCUCUUGGAGGAGAUUGCCACGGGUGCGUUGAUGAGGCAGCAUCAAACACAGCAGGAAGCGGCCCGCAGGACCGAGGACCUGCAGAGACAGCUGCAGCAACUGCAGCUGUUACAGCAACAGCAACAACAACAAGGACAGGGACAGGAGGUGGGCGGACAGGAUGUUCCCCCGCCAGCAUAUAUGGCUCCCGUCGGCAUUGCGAGCGCGGAUUAUAGCAUGCUCGGUCCUAAAAAGAGGUGAAUAUUGCAAGUCAGUUCCGGACCUUCAAUUGCUAAGCCCCAAGCGACAUUCAGAAACGGGUGCUGUGCUGAUUGGGCAUGCUAUUCUGCAGGCAUCCACGAUGGACGGAUACAAGACCAUUAUAAUGCACAUGGCUGUAUUGCAUUGCUGGUGUUUCGCAAGAACACAACCCGUGUUUACAGCGACCCUCGGAUUACCCGACUCUCUUUUCCCACUUGUCAUGCAAAAAAUAAAUAACCCACGAUUUAAAAGAUAAGAG
This is a messenger RNA of Gamsiella multidivaricata, 1073 nucleotides long. RefSeq lists its product as uncharacterized. Lineage: Eukaryota; Fungi; Mortierellomycota; Mortierellomycetes; Mortierellales; Mortierellaceae. The record is from RefSeq and is a predicted model, not a curated record. The transcript has a single exon. The coding region runs from base 53 to 814 and encodes 253 amino acids.